Messenger RNA from Ipomoea triloba (trilobed morning glory), 1573 nucleotides. RefSeq lists its product as uncharacterized. The transcript has a single exon. Bases 265 to 777 code for a protein of 170 amino acids. NCBI's taxonomy places the organism in Eukaryota, Viridiplantae, Streptophyta, Magnoliopsida, Solanales, Convolvulaceae. The record is from RefSeq and is a predicted model, not a curated record.
AACGUCAACAUCUCAACAUCUCAAUUAUGGUAUAUAUUUUACUAAUAUUCAGUGAAAUUAGUUACAAAAUAAGAACUGGAGAAUCAAAUCAUACCAUAUUGACAACUGGCUUUGUCUUUUCUCCCAUACAUUCCCUGAGUGUAUGUUUCAUCAUCCUUUCUAUGUAUAUAUAUACACAUCCACUCCAAUUCCCGAGAAGCAUCACCAUUCACCAUUCACCAAUCACCACUCACCAGUUAUCAUCUUUUUUUAAUUUUUCUUGAAAUGGGCAACUACAUUUCCUGCACCUCGUUAGGGCCAAUGGGCAGGCAAGCUAGAUGCGCCACGGUGAUUCUCCCGACGGGCGAGAUCCGACGCUUUCACGAGGCGGUCAACGCAGCAGAGGUGAUGCUGGAGCACUGCCCCGGCCAUUUUCUCGUCAACGCCAAGUCCCUGCGCGUCGGGGGGAGGUUUUGCGCGUUGGGCGCGGUGGAGGAGCUGGAGGUGGGGAACGCGUACGCUGCGUUCGCGAUGAAACGGGUGAGUUCCGUGGUGAGCGCGGCGGAUAUGGGCGCGUUGUUCGUGGCGGCUGCGGCCAAGAACAAAAGGGCGGGCCGGGCGAGCGCCAAGGUUUUGCCUGCUGAUUACACGGAAGGGUUGGAUGAGGUGGAGGGUGAGGUGGGUAGCUUACCGAAGCUGGAAUUGGAUGACAUUGAGGAUUUCUCGGCGCCGGAUUUUAAGCGCAGGCUGUCAAUGUGCAGAUCAAAGAAGCCUUUGUUAGAGACCAUUGCCGAGUAAUGAAUAUUAUGGCCUGGCAAAGUCGGUUUAUAUAUUCAUUCAAUUUUUUUCCCUCGAUUUGGGGGUUUGGUCUCGCAAAUCUUCUGUUGUUUGCUGCUGUUAAUAUUGACUGCUAGCUUGGAGGUCUGGUUUUAUUUUUCUGGAUCUUUUCUUUUUGGGCAUUGAUUGCUCUGUUGCCUACUUCUGGAAAGGAGUUUUUUGCUGCGUGCAGCGCACAGGUUACUGAGCUGGGUUUGGGUUAAGGUUAAGGUUUCGGUUUGCAGUCUUGCUAAUACCGGGAAGGAUUUUUGAGGGCAAAAUUAAAGCCCUCUAUUGUUUGCUGUUUUCUCCCUCUCCUUUUGAAGGGGAGGUUUUGGUGGUCUUGGUGGGCGGAAAGCGGAGUUAUGGUGGUGUGAGAGAUCCGGCGGUCUUGUCAACAUAAAAUUGGUGGCCGGAGGUUGGAUUAGAUGGCGGCAGGCGGUGGUGCUAGUGCGGGUCGGCAGGGGUGAUGAAGGCGGCGGGGGCGGAAGUGGGGAUGACGGCGAUGGCGAUGGCGAUGGCGAUGGUGGGGCGAAAGAGGUGAUGCGGCGAUUGAAUGAAGUGAAAAUGUGAUGAAAUGAGUUUGGGGUUGAUUUGUAUUGGACAUUAUUAUGUACUUGCUUGGGCUUGAUUUUAUUCUAAAUUGUGAGUUUAUUGUAUUCUUGUAAUUGGAAUAAUCGUAUUUUGAAUUUCUUGCUUGUUGUAUUUUCUUUAUUGAAAUAAUUGUAUCUUGCAACUAUUGUUUGAGUAAUAAAAUUUUAUUGUUUCAAUCAAAAAA